AUGACGGCUGUAAACCAAAGUAGUCACCAGAUCCGACGCGACAUAAUCAUAGAGCUGUCCUUAGGCAUUGGCCUCCCUCUACUACUUUUACUCUUCCAGUAUAUUGUCGAGUUUGAAAGGUUUAUCAUUGUCGAGAACAUGGGUUGCUUCCCUGCCACACUCAUCACACCACCCGCAUUCCCACUUGUUAUCAUAUGGUCAGCCGUCUUCGCAUUAGUGACUGCUUUAUAUGCUGGUUUUGCCAUCCAUGCUACUUUAAAACGGAAAGCUUACAAAAGGGAAGUUAUGCAAUCUGAUCAGCACCUCAAAGUCAGUCACUAUUGGCGACUUUUGGCAUUUAGUGGUAUUGGCAUCAUAUGUUCUGUCUCGGUUGGUUUAACCACCACCAUCUAUAUUGCCAUCCUCCAGCCGUCGGAAAUAACACCUUACUCAUGGAACUCUGUGCAUUCUAAUUUGUCUCAAAUUUUACAAUAUCCUGUAUCCGAGUGGGCAUCUAGUUCCAUAACAGAUUUCUGGCUUGAAUCCAACCGCUGGUUCCCCGUAUUCUAUGCCCUGACAUUCUUUGCGUUUCUCGGAUUUACAAAGGAUGCUAGACAAAGUUAUCGCCUUUCUUGCCUUUGGGUUAUUCGAUGCAUGGGUUUCCGUCCACCUGUUCAAGAAUCUUCAGACGCUAGAAAACCGUCUCUUCCGGCACAUCACGUACUACGCAGACAUGCUUCGCGUCCACCCGUUGUGUCUGAGACCCCUGUUGGUUCUCUCCGCUUCAUAUCUUAUAUCACAUCCAGCCAAGUCGUCGGGUCCAUCACUCAAUCGUCGCAUGUUCGACGACUGUCCUUGCCAACUUUCUCAUCCAGCCUGUCUAUUGGGCAGCCUUGGCGCAGUCACGCAGGUGAACUGAGUGGUGGUUCGUUCACUCUCUCUCCAAAUGGAGAGACCGUUGGAUCCAUAGGUCGGGAGCUAGCUCGGUCUGCUGACCACAAUGAACAGGGAGGAACCUCACUGUCAGGGAUAACAGAACCGGCCCCUGUCCUGGUAGCUUCGGUUGUUUUGCGCCGUGGUUCCUCCGAGUUGAAUUCGACUAUCCCUGUUCCCAUCCAGGCACCGACGACGUCCAUCGUUUAG
This is a messenger RNA of Serpula lacrymans var. lacrymans S7.9, 1122 nucleotides long. RefSeq lists its product as uncharacterized. NCBI's taxonomy places the organism in Eukaryota, Fungi, Basidiomycota, Agaricomycetes, Boletales, Serpulaceae. The record is from RefSeq and is a predicted model, not a curated record. Gene Ontology annotation, cellular component: membrane. The transcript is spliced from 5 exons. Gene Ontology annotation, biological process: G protein-coupled receptor signaling pathway. Bases 1 to 1122 code for a protein of 373 amino acids. Gene Ontology annotation, molecular function: mating-type factor pheromone receptor activity.